Messenger RNA from Drosophila hydei, 1929 nucleotides. It is a transcript of the gene homer, whose product is annotated as homer protein homolog 2. Gene Ontology annotation, molecular function: G protein-coupled glutamate receptor binding. The record is from RefSeq and is a predicted model, not a curated record. Gene Ontology annotation, biological process: G protein-coupled glutamate receptor signaling pathway; regulation of store-operated calcium entry. Gene Ontology annotation, cellular component: cytoplasm; plasma membrane; dendrite. The transcript has 7 exons. NCBI's taxonomy places the organism in Eukaryota, Metazoa, Arthropoda, Insecta, Diptera, Drosophilidae.
CAGAUAACAGUAUAAGCAACAUUGCUCUGUUGUUGUAACAUUGCUCACAGCUCUUUUUUUUAGCAACAUCACUCACAGUUUUAGCCGCAUUGCCUACAGUUUUUACACACAGAGCAAGCGCCCUCGUUUAUGUUUUAUUUUUUCGUGUUAUAAUUAAUAAAAAUAAACAAUUAGUAUAGUGUUAACGUGUUGCCAUACAAAUCAAUAUAGCGCCGCAGCUAACAAACAAAAUGGGAGAGCAACCGAUUUUCACUUGCCAGGCGCACGUGUUUCAUAUUGAUCCAAAGACGAAACGCACAUGGAUCACGGCCAGCAUGAAGGCGGUCAAUGUGAGCUUCUUCUAUGACAUCUCUCGGAAUUUAUAUCGCAUCAUUAGCGUGGAGGGCACCAAGGCGGUCAUCAAUUCAACAAUAACGCCCAGCAUGACAUUCACACAGACAUCCCAAAAGUUUGGACAAUGGAGCGAUGUGCGCGCCAAUACGGUGUACGGACUGGGCUUCUCCUCUGAGGCGGAACUGACAAAGUUUGUGGAAAAAUUCCAGGAGGUCAAAGAGGCCACCAAGAAUGCCAUGAAAUCUGCGAAUGGAUCGAAUGCAGUGACGCCCACCACCUCGGCAAAUACAUCUCCGAUAUCGGGACGUGCCGUGGGCGCCAUGCAAAAUGACAAUACCAACAUCGAUCCUCAUACCGUUGAACCGCCGAAUUUAAGUAAUACCAAUACACAGAAUGCCAAUCCCGAUAGUCCCUCCCACAAGCUAUUGAACACUAGCGAUGGCAAGCAGGAUAUUGGAUCGGCAACGCCUUCGCCACAGCCAACGAUGGGCAUGGUUGCUGGCACAGCAACCCUGGCUGGCAGCGGUGGUGGCGGUGGCAGUGGCGGAGGCGGUGGUGGUGGUAUUACAAUCUCUUCUGGUGGCAGCAUUGUGGGCAUGCAUACUGGACCAGGAGCGGGCGCAACGGCCGAGCAGCAGCUCAAAUAUGAAAACGAACGUCUGAAAAUGGCACUGGCGCAGAGCUGCGCCAAUGCCAAGAAGUGGGAAAUUGAGUUGGCCACGUUGAAGAACAAUAACAUACGCCUGACCAGCGCCUUACAGGAAUCGACAGCUAAUGUCGACGAAUGGAAGCGCCAGCUGCAUACCUACAAGGAGGAGAACAUACGCCUCAAGCGAGAAAUGGAACUGAUGCGUGUUGGCGGCGGUGGUGGUGGCUCCGCAGCUGGCGGCGCCUCAGAAGAUGAACUGCGUCGCGAGGUGGCUGCGUUGAAGGCGCGCACAGAGACGCUGCAGGCGGAAUUGCUGCAACACGAAAUAGAGCUUAAAACGGCCAAUAUGAGCUUACGUGAAAAGUGCAAUGAUCAAACUCUGGCAAAGAUGAGUGAACUGAAUGUCCUGUUUUCCAAGAGUCUGUCGGAGCUGUAUGCGGUGCAAAAGGAUAUGGAGAAUGUUAUACAUCCUGCCAAGUGCACUUGAGACGCCGAGCUGGGUGCACACAGAAAGGUUUCAGCGCAGGAACAGACUACAAUGGCAACCACUAUAACAUCAACAACGACAACAUCGACAACAACUAGCAAACGCUAUUUAAGCAAUUUUCUAACGGCCGACGCCGAGAGCACGCUGUCCAAUGUCACCUCCAUACAUACACAGCUGCAAUCGUCGUCGCACUACGAAACUCAAAACACGGCACAGCUGCAAGCGUUAGAUAAACACUCGUCGCUACUGCAGGAGCUGCAUCAGCGGCAGCUGCAGGCCGCUGCAAUGUCGCGACCAAACUCCGCUGUCACUGAUGCAGCCGCCUCCAGUGGGGCUGCCGGAGGCACCAAAACUGCCACCAUACUCGUUUCUAAAUCAAAAACCAAAACUGGGCUGCCCCUGUUGCUGAAGAAUUCCAUUAACAAUUAGGGAAAAAGAGAAAAAAAAAACAAAAAACCAA